AUGUUUAUCACAGUGAUGUUUGGAGCCGGCUGCCGGGAGCUGGUGAACCCCUGGUGCAACCUGGUGACCCUCACCGCCCACCUGAGGCAGAAGGGGAGGGUCCCCCCAGAUGCAACUAUCGCUCUCCUGGCUGAGGACGGGCACCUGGUGAGCCUGGACGAGGGUCUGGAGGGGGCUGCCCCAGCAGAGUCCAUGGCCAGUUCCCUGCUGCAGGAGCGAGGGACCUAUGUCCUUGUGCAGAUCAUCAGUACCAAGCAGGCCGAGAGGGGAGAGGGCGGGGCCCCCACCCGCUAUGAGUCCCUCCUGGAGAACCUGGAUGACCAGUGUCCAGAGCUGGCAGGUGCAGACAGACAGCAGUCCAGCAGGAUUCCUCUUGCAGAACCUGGAAUUACUGAGAAGUUGCAUCAGCAAGAGGGGCAAGGUCACAGACAGGACGUGAGGCUGCUGGGGGCCCCUAAGAUCUACAAUCUGGCGUUGUGGUCCAGCUGUCAGUGA
Molecule: messenger RNA, 495 nt
Organism: Propithecus coquereli (Coquerel's sifaka)
Lineage: Eukaryota; Metazoa; Chordata; Mammalia; Primates; Indriidae
Gene: CUNH22orf15
Product: chromosome unknown open reading frame, human C22orf15
Exons: 7
Coding region: 1-495 (164 amino acids)
Source: RefSeq, a predicted model, not a curated record